AAAGUUUUUUGACCCUCUUGUUGGAAAAUCAAUCCUUCGAUCGUGACAGAUCCGAGAUUGAACGUCAAAUGAUGCCGAACAACGCGCCAAUCAUACGCGCAAGAGGGGAAGAGGAGUGAAAGAAAUUGGGUCUACCAAGGAUACAGUGAAGUGCAGUUGAAAUAGAGUGAGAGGGCACGAUCUCUUCCUGGGAUAGGCUACGUCGUCACCGUCGGCAAGAUUCUGUCUCCCAGGUACCGGGCGAGUCCUGGGGUGGCGACAGAGGCACCUGCAGGUGCCCGUAGCCCGAAGGAACCACCUGCGUCUACCGUGAUGACGGUCCAUCAUCAGCAGAACCACCACGUGGCCGCUCUCAGUGGCGUCGCCGUGGCCAAUAACGGUCUAAAUCUCAGCAGAAUGUCGGGCCUGGAAGCGCAUCGGCUGGAGAACAUUGUCGAUCGAAACGGCGUGGCAAUGGAACGUCUAUCUAACGGGCUAGACCCACGGAAUAACAAUUUGAACAAUAACAACGGUUUAGAAAGGGGCGAUGCCUCGACGACGAUGCCGCAGAGGUCGAGGUUUAUGAUCACCGAUAUCUUAGGCGGCGCGUCCAGCAAGAUGCACCAAUCCGGGCUGCCCAGUCAGGAGCCACCCGGAAGUCCACCCUCAACACCGCGAGACCUCAGUGUCAGGCAUCAAUCCAGAACGUCCUUGAGCAACAGCAAUCUAGACGAGGACAGCGACGCCAGCCACCACGACGGCGCUUCCGUUACGUCCAAUGGUGGCAAAGAGGAUGAUCCUAAAAGCUCGUCCUCGAGUUCCUUGGGUUCCGCGCAAAGUAAGAAGCAGCGUAAAGCGCGUACAGCUUUCACGGAUCACCAGCUUCAGACCCUUGAGAAAAGUUUCGAGCGGCAAAAAUACCUCAGCGUGCAGGACAGGAUGGAGCUGGCGGCAAAACUGCAGCUGACGGACACGCAAGUGAAAACGUGGUAUCAAAACAGAAGAACGAAAUGGAAGCGACAAACGAUCGUUGGCUUCGAGAUCAUGGCCGAAAAUAAUUUCGCUGUUGCCGCCUUCCAGCAUCUGUACAGCGGCAGUACCGUCCCCGCACAUCCUGCCGCAGGACGCUAUUGGCAGUAUCCCAGCGCGCACGCGUUACCCGCGAACGGAUUCUUCUAUCAGCCAUCAUCGGCGGCGGCGACUCUGCAAAAACCGCUUCCCUAUCGUCUAUAUCCGCCCAUGAUUCUAGCGGGGCCAAGUAAUCCUCUUGGCUCUUUGACUGCGAGCUCCAGUCUGUCGACUCUCAGCAACUAUUACAGGGACAGUCCAGAGAUGGCUGACGGCCGGGAUUCCUCGAGGAAAAGGGACAGGAGUAAGAGUCCAGAAUCGAGAGACAGAUCGCCAACUAGAAAACCGGCAAGACUGUAUCCGCUGCAAAUGAUGCAGGCGGGCCCUAGCAAUCCUCUUGGCACGCUGACCACCUCCAAUCUCUCCAAUAUGAAUAACUAUUACAGAGGUAGUCCGGAAUUGAUGGAAGGAAGAGAGAAUAUGGACAGGUCGAGAAAGCAAGAAAGGAACAGCAAGAGUCCGGACUCCAGGGACAGAUCACCCCUGAGGAAGGACGUUAGAUCUUAUCCCUCGACGAUGAUCCAGGCAGGUCCUAGCAAUCCUCUCGGACCCCUUGCGCCCAGCUCGAAUCUGAACAACUAUUACAGAGACAGUCCGGAGAUAAUGGAUGGACGGGAAGGUAUGAACCGAACGCGACAACGUGACAGAAGUCAAAGUCAGGACAGAUCACCUGUACAGAGAGAGGAUAGUCCUCGAAGUGUAAGAGCCGACAGUGAUGAAGAAAGCAUACACGAUAUCUAGGACAUGGAGAUUCGCGGUACCGGCGGUGGCACGUCGGGAGUAUUGCACGAGGAAGACAAGUAUGUCCUGCAGGAUAAUUAGAAAACGUGUGGAAUGGAUUGAUUUCCUCACGACAUGUCAUUUCGGAAUAAAUGUACUAAUGGCGAACGAAGAGUUAACAUCAGAAAAUAAGGAAACUAUCAAGGGAUGAAUAAUCCUUUUGAAAAUGUAUUCGUGUGAAUCGGGCAGCUAUUGAAACAUAUGGGCAAGCUUGAGAAUACUGAUUGAUGCGAUAACUCAUUAUGAGACACUGAUACGAAUAAUUAAAAUCGAAUUCACUUAACUAGCAUUAAUCAGUCAAUUUCGAACGAGAUAACGAAGUCGCUCAAAUUUCAGCAGCUACUGCAUUAACAGUUCAUAAAUAAACAAAUCGAUAUCCAUAUGGAGAAUUUGUUGGGAGAAUGAUCGAUAAAAUUUAUAUAAUGGAAGGAACGCUGUAUAUAUAUUAUAUAUCCUUGAGAACUUGUAUCGAUCCACGCAGCUACCAUGAAUCCAAACGAAGAAGCGAAUGCAGCUGAUGUAACGAGACUGUUUAAGAAGUUAUAUAUCCAGACGUAUGCAAGCAUCGAGGAGAGACUACGUAGAGAUUAUUUCGUCACAGUUAUUUUAAAAUCUGGAGAGAGCAGAGUGAGAAGAGAUUCAGGAUUCGCGAGGUCUGAACCGGAGUCAGCGAAAUGAGAUGCGAAUGGAACGGCACGGCGGCCGAUUUCGUGAGGUAGAACAGGAAGUGACAUAGCACGGGACGUCCGGGAUUUUGUAGAUAAUGAGAGCGAACAGGAAAUAUCGUGCGGUUAACCGAACUUCGUGAUUUGAGCGUUCAGUGAAUGGCGGGUUACGGUGAAACAAUAUAUUCAACGUUGAUACGAUCGGGCGUGUAGAGAGCGGACGAAAGUAAAAAUCCCGUGCUUCACCGAUACAUUAUCCCUCGGACAAAUGGAGACUCAUUAUUACUCAUUCAUUGUCCAUUCAUUAUUUUAUUUUCCACUUCUUCGCAUGCAACGUGUGAUUAGUCCUUCGCUUGAAAGGUACUUGUUUUCCAAUAUUUUUACAAUUU
Molecule: messenger RNA, 2941 nt
Organism: Mycetomoellerius zeteki
Lineage: Eukaryota; Metazoa; Arthropoda; Insecta; Hymenoptera; Formicidae
Product: homeobox protein BarH2
Exons: 3
Coding region: 313-1848 (511 amino acids)
Biological process (GO): regulation of DNA-templated transcription
Molecular function (GO): DNA-binding transcription factor activity, RNA polymerase II-specific; DNA binding
Source: RefSeq, a predicted model, not a curated record